AAAGCCCAUCCCUGCGUUCUGUCACGAACAGUAGGGAUCAAGGAUCCGCUGAGCGGUGAAAGCUUUUGCUUGGCAACCUGCCUCCUUUGCCAUGGUGUGGCCUUAUGCCUGCUGCCUGCUGGCUUUGCAGCCAAUUCGGUU
Nannochloropsis gaditana CCMP526 is the source of this 141-nucleotide messenger RNA. RefSeq lists its product as uncharacterized. The annotation marks the transcript as partial. The record is from RefSeq and is a predicted model, not a curated record. The transcript has 2 exons.